Messenger RNA from Boeremia exigua, 2859 nucleotides. RefSeq lists its product as uncharacterized. The coding region runs from base 1 to 2859 and encodes 952 amino acids. Gene Ontology annotation, cellular component: plasma membrane. The transcript is spliced from 3 exons. The record is from RefSeq and is a predicted model, not a curated record. Gene Ontology annotation, molecular function: calcium-activated cation channel activity. Lineage: Eukaryota; Fungi; Ascomycota; Dothideomycetes; Pleosporales; Didymellaceae.
AUGCCUUCAGCGCCGUCGCCAUGGCUGCUCUCGCGGGACGAGAGCAUCGGCCAGAAGUUCGAGAAUAUCAUGAACAAUGACCCAUUGGGUGCUCAAGUACAAUCCGAUUCAGUCGUUAUCGCUAUUGGGACCUCCCUCGGCAUUACCGGUGCAAUCUUCCUGAUCUUCCUGCUGCUGCGCCCGUUCAACACCAUCGUCUACGCGCCCCGCCUACGUCACGCCGAUGAGAAACAUCGCCCGCCGCCGCUCGACAAGUCGCUGUUCGCCUGGUACAAGCCCGUCUUCAAGACCAACGAGGACUACUAUGUCGACCGAAUCGGCCUGGACGCCACCGUCUUCCUGCGCUUCUCACGCAUGUGCCGCAAUAUGUUCAUCGUCCUGGCUGUCGUCGGUUGCUCCAUCAUUAUUCCCGUUAACAUCACAUACUCGAUCAAGCAGGGCAGGAUCAGCCAGAAUCUGGGCGACGAGUCCAAGUCCAUCUAUGUCAUGAUGACGCCCCAGAGACUGUCUGGCGAGGUUUUCUGGGCUCAUGUCGUCGUGGCAUACCUCUUCGAUAUCAUCGUGUGCGCCUUCCUGUGGUGGACUUACCGUGCCGUGCACCGUCUACGCCGAACCUACAUGGACAGUGCAGAUUAUCAAAACAGCCUGCACGCCAGGACCUUGAUGAUCACAGACAUCAAGACCAAAUUUCGCAGCGAUCAUGGCCUGGUGGAAAUCACCGACGGUGUGAAGACCACCCAAGAAGUGCCGCGCACAACCAUCGGCAGAAACGUCAAGGAUAUUCCCGAUCUGAUUGAAGCGCACGAGGAAGCUGUCAUGGAAUUGGAGGCGGUGCUAUCGAAGUACCUGAAGAACCCAGCUCAACUGCCAGCAGAGCGCCCCAUGUGCACACCAUCGAAGAAGGACCCGGGAUUCACAGACAAGAAGCAAAAAGUUGAUGCUAUCGACUAUUUGACAGCGAGAAUCCAGCGUUUGGAGCUGCAGAUCAAGGAGGCACGUGAGACGGUGGACACCAGGGAUGCCAUGCCCUUUGGAUUCGCAAGCUACGAAACCCUCGAGUCUGCACACAUUGUUGCAUUCACUGCUCGUAGUAAGCACCCUCAUGGAACAACCAUUCGUCUUGCUCCUAAGCCGAAAGACAUCAUCUGGAAGAACCUACUGCUUGACCCGGGCCAAAGGCGAUGGCGGCGUCUGGUCAUGAACCUGUGGAUCACUUUGCUCACCGUUCUCUAUUUCAUUCCAAACGCCGGCAUUGCUAUUUUCUUGUCCAAGCUCAGCAAUCUGGCAUCCUUUUGGGACGGAUUCAAGACGGAGAUGACCCUACACCCCAAAUUCUGGGCCGUUGUGCAAGGUGUUCUGGCGCCAGCGUUGACUUCGCUGUUCUAUUACUUUUUGCCCAUCAUCUUUCGUCGUCUGUCGAUCAAGGCUGGUGAUCAGUCAAAGAGCUCUCGCGAAAAGCACGUUCUGCAUCAGUUGUAUGCCUUUUUCGUCUUCAACAACCUGGUCGUCUUCUCCAUCUUCUCGGCUGUCUUUCAGAUUAUCAUGAGUGCUCUAGCGGCACGUCAGGGUGACGCAAGCUUCACGGCAGUCGUAAGGUCCAUUGAGCCUUUCCAGCAGCUCAUGGGUGCGCUCUGCAACGUUUCAGCGUAUUGGGUCACCUGGCUUGUCCAGCGCAAUCUCGGUGCAGUUAUCGAUUUGUCGCAGGCGGUCAACCUAGCCUGGGGUUCCUUCUCUCGCAAGUUCCUGAACCCCACACCCCGCGAACUUAUUCAGCGAACUGCUCCUCCACCCUUCGACUACACGAGCUACUACAACUACUUCUUAUUUUACUCCACGGUCACUUUGGUCUUUGGGUCGUUGCAACCUAUCACACUCGUUGUCACUGCAUUCUACUUUACUCUCGAUUCCUGGAUGAAGAAGUAUCUAUUGAUGUACGUGUUUUGCACCAAGAAUGAGACAGGAGGCCUUUUCUGGCGCGUGCUGUUUAACCGCAUGCUAUUCGGCGCAUUCUUGGCGAACGUAAUCACUGCCUGUCUAGUCGCUACCAAGGGUGGUGUUUCUCAAUAUACGAUGGCAGCUGCCAUGGCCCCGCUGCCAUUUCUCCUACUCGGAUUCAAGCUCUAUUGCAAGAGGACCUACGACCACUCAAUGAAGUACUAUGAUCAUGGCAGGACGAACAAGGGUGCCGAGGCCCAGACACCAAUCGACAAAGAAGCACGGAGACGCGACCGUGUCGCGACCCGCUUUGGGCACCCUGCCCUUUAUCAGAAGCUGACAGUACCUAUGGUCCACGAGAAGAGCAAGCAUCUCCUCGCCGAAGUCUACCGCGGGCGCCUUGAUGGAGAUGUAGGCGACAAUGCUGCUUUUGGUGAUGUCUAUUCCAUGAAGCGUAUGAGUAAAGAGAAUCCCGGCAAGAUUGCCACAUCAGCAGCUAGUCCCUUCGAAUUUGUUUCUGAGAACAACAUGGACUACGAGAACUUCAAGGAUCGUUCCGAAUUCAACUCAGACCGUGGCUCUGUGUGCGGAGACAGCAUCCGUCCUGAAUCACCGUCAACGCUCUGGGGUGACAACGGACGCGGACGAUCAUCGAGUCGUGGAAGUACAAGAGUUGGGGAGGAUGCCGGCGUCACUUAUCCAGCUGGCUAUCAUCAGACGCCGAGCAAUCUGCGCGAGUACAGCCCUGGCCCUGAGCCUGAUUUGCGCCACAUCGACAGCAACUCAAGUCAGCCGUACCAGCUACAUGACGACCGCAACCUCCUGAGCGGUGCAGCACCGAUGGGGCAUCAGCCACCCAGUGGAUACACACCAUAUAGUCCGGAGAGAGACGGCGAAGGCAAGGUCGAUUAUUUCAGACGGUAA